This is a messenger RNA of Spodoptera frugiperda (fall armyworm), 5439 nucleotides long. RefSeq names its product serine/threonine-protein phosphatase 5 (gene PpD3). Gene Ontology annotation, molecular function: protein binding; protein serine/threonine phosphatase activity. Bases 189 to 1661 code for a protein of 490 amino acids. Lineage: Eukaryota; Metazoa; Arthropoda; Insecta; Lepidoptera; Noctuidae. The record is from RefSeq and is a predicted model, not a curated record. The transcript has 9 exons. Gene Ontology annotation, cellular component: nucleus; cytosol.
CGUAAUAUUAUUAUCUAUGAAUUCACAUGACAUAUUCAUUCAAAUUCAUUCAUUCAUAUAUCUGUCAAUUAAUUUUUCAUGAAUUGCGGAUAACAUGUAAAUGUAUGUGAAAAAAUCACAUUUCAUAUGAGUAAUACAUUGUUUCUGUAUUUACCAUUUUAAAUAAUUUAACACUGUAUCCUUAAAACAUGGCUAGUAAUGAAGAAAUUACCGGGCCCAUUUCCCAGGAGGAUGUAGAGGCAGCGGAUAAAUUGAAAAACGAAGCAAAUGAAUACUUUAAAAAACAAAGUUACAAUAAUGCAAUCGAGUUGUAUACUAAAGCAAUAGAGAAGAACCCGAAGAAUGCAGUUUUCUUCGCUAAUAGAAGUAUAGCCAAUUUGAGACUGGAAAACUUUGGUUAUGCUCUGAGUGACGCGUCUAAGGCAAUAGAAUUGGACAGGUCUUACACGAAGGCGUAUUACAGGCGAGCCGCGGCUUACAUGUCCCUAGGAAAGUACAAACUAGCGCUUAAGGAUUUUGAAUAUGUAACCAAAGUAAGGCCAAAUGACCAAGAUGCAAAAAUGAAGUACACUGAAUGCAAUAAGAUAGUUAAGAAGAUUGCUUUUGAAAAGGCCAUCUCUGUUGAUAAGAAGGAGGUCAAUAUAGCUGAUUCCAUCAAUUUAGAUGCCAUGACCAUUGAAGAUGAAUAUAUUGGUCCAGCACUUGAGGAUGGGAAAGUGACCCUCAAGUUUGUCACUGAACUGAUGGAGUUUUACAAACGACAGAAGAAACUACAUAAGAAAUAUGCUUAUAAGAUCCUGAUUGAUGUAAAAGCAUAUUUGCAAAAGCAGCCAUCUCUCGUCGAUAUCAAGGUGGCUGAUGAAGCCAAGUUCACAGUUUGUGGAGACAUCCAUGGCCAGUACUAUGACCUGAUGAACAUAUUCAAGUUGAAUGGUCUUCCGUCAGAGACCAACCCUUACUUGUUCAAUGGUGACUUCGUGGACCGAGGUUCCUUCAGUGUGGAAUGCAUUUUCACACUGUUCAGCUUUAAGUUGUUGUACCCUAACCACUUCUAUAUGUCCAGAGGUAACCAUGAGACCUUAGACAUGAAUCGCAUGUACGGGUUCCGAGGUGAGGUUUCAUCCAAGUACACCUCCCAGAUGGCUGAUCUUUUCACCGAGGUGUACAAUUGGCUGCCCUUGGCUCACUGUAUCAACGGCCGAGUAUUGGUGAUGCAUGGUGGGCUCUUCUCCAAGGAUGACGUCACGCUUGACGAUAUAAGGAAGGUGGAUAGGAAUAAGCAACCACCGGAAGAUGGUAUAAUGUGCGAGCUGUUGUGGUCGGACCCUCAGCCGAUGUUAGGGCGCGCGCCGUCCAAGCGCGGCGUGGGCUGCCAGUUCGGGCCUGACGUCACCAACACCUUCCUGCAACGUAAUGGACUGGACUACGUCAUACGCAGCCACGAAGUUAAGAACGACGGCUAUGAAAUAGCUCAUGAUGGAAAAUGCAUUACUGUAUUUUCAGCGCCUAAUUACUGUGAUACAAUGGGUAACCUUGGUGCUUUCAUCACAAUGAAUGGCAAAGACUUGAAACCGAACUUUACUACUUAUGAAGCUGUGCCACAUCCGGAUGUGAAGCCGAUGGCGUAUGCGAACUCGUUCUUCAACAUGCUGUGCCAAUGAUCAGGUACCGCCGGUGUCGCCUGUUAGUAACUCGUCAACACCCGCAAACCAAACACACGCGCGCUCCUCCACACGUUCAAGAUGACUAUAAUAUUAUUAUUAUCUAUUUUUAAUACCAUAUGGUAAUCUCAAAAUGCACUGCAAACUAAAACGGGGUGAAUAGAAUUCAAAGGGUGAAUAGAUACAGGUAUGGGGUGAAUAGUUAGUUGUAAGGAUGUUUUCCCAACAUUUAUUUUUCCCUCUCUGUAUCUAUUUACCCCGUUUUACUGUUUCUUAUGUUUCACUUAUUAUAAGGUCAUCUCUUUAAAUCACCUCCUAAAUCCAGUUUCGGUAAUUGCUGCGUUGAUACCGAUGCGAAUGUUAAAAUGUUACCUUUUUUGUUUAAUAAAACGUGACUUGGCUCAUACGAAUGGUUUUGCAAGUGUUUUGUAGUCAAGUUAUGUUUUAAAAGUUACAUCUAACAAUAUUUGAAUCUAUACAAUCUGUUGAAAACUACUUUAUAUUUCUUAUUUCCUUUCAAAGUACUUACAGCUAUACUGUCCAAUGAGGCUAUCAGGCAUUCGCGAUUUUCUUUAAGUACGGCUAUUGGGAACUAAGAUCUGUUGCCCAAAAGAGAAUUUGCUAGUGUCAUAUCAUACAUCUCUGUCGGCACUUUAGUGCGUUCUGAUGAGCCAAAAAUGAUAGUCCUCAUAUGAAAAGUGUAGUGAAAACCGCUAUAUGAGCAUUUUAUCUCUUUCACACACUAAAAAUACAAGGAGAAAUGUCGUUUUAUGUUGUUAUCUUAUGACUUAUGUCGUCUGUUUAAAAAGGUUGUCUCAAGUACAAUUUAAAACCAACUAUAACACAGCAAAGUGACACCACUCUGGUUUCAACCUCAGUUCUGUCAUAUAAUGUCAAUUAUUAAGGGUCGACAAAUUCUGAGUGAGAUAGAUACUAAAAGUACUAUCUUUUUUAUACAAAAAUAUUCGUUAGCCGUUAUUUUAAAACAUGGCACCACACUAGGAUUUCCUAAUGCAGGUCCAUGCAACAUAAUGUUGCUUACUAUAGCAAAUAAUUGUUCCAAUUAUGAGAAUGGAACCCGCAAAGAUUUUUGCGCAACUGCCGUGCAAAUCAAGUAACAAGAAAUUAUUAAUUACGAAUUAUUUCAAUUACAAAGUAGGUAAACGUUAUCUAAAAUCAUGUUUUUACCGACUCACCGAGGAUAUAGUUAGUGUUAUUGUUACCUCAAAAUCUGCUGUAUAAUUAUUAAAAUCCUAUUUCACAUUAAGUUACUAAGUUUCUGUUCCUCUGACGAAUAAGUCGACGUAUUUUCCAUACGAAAUAUACCAAAAUAUUCGUCUGAUGAGCUAACAGAAACUUGAUCAUUCAUUGUGAAACAAACCGUUAAUGUUUAGUAUAUUAAUUACAAGUUGUUAUACAAUCUGUGUUCAAGUCUACUGCAAUGACCUCGCUUUAUGAUUCCACUUCAUAUUUUAUACUCUACUGAAGCGAUUUGAACGAAACUUUUUGCGUUUUAGCUCAAAUUGUGUCAGAUAGUAAGACACGUAGAAGGUGCAACUUAGAAAUAGAGCUUGCAGUACUGCAUAGCUUAUAAAUGGAGGAGCGUUGGGUAAAAUAUCGCAUAGGUAUUUCUUGAGACAAUAUUAUAAUAUGUAUUUUUGAGGAAAUAAGAGUAUGCCUGAGGGAUUUAUAAUUGUUUCUACGUAGUUUUUGUUGCGUAAACUUGUUUCCUCGAUCGUACGUGUAGCAUAGCAAUGCAAUAUCUUACGAGUGUUGCCAACUACUUGUACAUUAUACUCAUAAGUCUUAGUUGUAAACUUUAUUUUCACGCGCUGUUGUGACUAUUUCAUCAUAAGUGCAUGCGAGUAUUUAACGGUAUUCAUUGUUUAUGGGGUUACCAUGAUGUAUAAAUUGGUAUACAUUCUCAUUACCCUUGAUACUUGCCUCGCUGGAGACUUACGAUUUUUUGAUGCCAUUUUGUAAUGGCUCCAAAAACAUGUAAUCCCAAGAAAAUAUCGAAAUUGCAUUGCACCGUUAAAUAUUCGCGGUUAGGGGCCUUUUUGCUAUCACCUAGUUCCAUAGUAGCAAUAUUCAACUUAUUACUGAUCUAAGUCUCUUUUCAUCGAAAUAAAUGUAUCCUAGGUAAAGUUUAGGUCACAAUAAUCCCAAAAGAUUGUUUGUGAAAACCUAGAUUUUAUGUUAUUAUUAUUUUAAACGUACUUUAAUUCUAUUUAAUCUCAAGAAUGUUAAUCUUAUAUUACAACAGCGCCAAUGAAUUUUGUUUUUAUUUUUUAAUAUUAUUUUCUGAAAAAUGGAAAUUUAUAUUUACCCAGCCAUUCAUACAUCACUGAAUGAUGUCAAAGAUUUAAUAUUUAAUAAUGAAAAAUGUAUAUAUUUGAUACUUUUAACUAUAAACUAGCCGAACAACGUACCGACGUACAAGCUUUGCAUUUAGUUAAAAAUGUAUAACGUUCUAACAUUGAACACGGACAUUCUUGGGCUAGAGAAUAAAAUCUGUAUACAGGUUAAUAAAUGCCUUAAAAAGUUAAACAACUUUUCUUGAAGCAUAGAUUGCUAAUGUCUGUGCUAUUUGCUACAGUCUAUGAGUGUCUCGACGUCUACAUUUAGUUACCACUUAUUACCUGUCUAACUCAAUCGUGCAUUUUAUUUUUAUUAUUCCAAUUAUACUAAAAGGUUAGUAUAAGAUCCGAAAAUGAUGAUUGCAUUUAAUGAAAACGUAAUAUUUCAUAACGUGUGUCUACAUGUAGUUUGUUAAACAUUGUACACGCGCCUAAGAUACGAUUGUUUUGAAAAUACGGAACAUGUUACUGGUACACGGAAAGUGCUCGGAAAAUAAUUGGUAGACGCGUUGGUAUAUAAGCAAGAGUUGCUCCAUUUUUUUUAAAGAAGGUAAAUAGCAUAAUGUUGUAACGCAAUAAAAUUACUUUUUACGAAUUAUAAUGACCAACGUUGGUGUAAACUAGCUUUAUUAUAAGAGUACGUACACAAUAGAUGAAUAGUGAUUUGAGUAACUUUUAAUGCACAGUUGCAACUGAAUUAAAUAUUAAUGAAGGUGCUAGAGAAACUUGGGAAUCAUUCGGUUUUCAUGGUUUAAAGAACGAAUGAAGUUGGUUCAGUUAAGGAUUGACUGUGCACUAGAAGUUGUUCAAUGACUGGUUUAGUGUAAUACCUACAUGAAGAAGCUUGUGGACGCACAGCCUGAUGGCUUCACGCAAUGUGUAUUGAAUACUCCUGUGUGCACUUGACUUAAAUUUUGUUUUGGUGGUCUGCUACAUUCUAACGUCGCUAUGACAAGUUAGCUACUGCGUGGGGCUCGAGUUAUUGUUAUAUUGUUAUAUCAGUAACAACAGCACGCGACCUCUGUUCUAUCUCUAUCUCUAUGUGUUCACCCAAAUAUGGCAAACACGUUACUGUGCAUAUUGCUAAAUGUCGAUCAAACAAACGGGUUCUAACGGGUCGGGUGUAACGACAUAAUAAGUCCAACAAUGGAUAUAUCGAUAGAAUGAGCACUGAAGUCGGCGAUCAUCAAAACAAUAAUGAAGGUAAAAGAAUGCUCAAAAAGCAUAAGGUUUUUAUAUAAAGUGGAAACUCUUAGAUAAUAUGAAUUAUGUUAGUAUAAUUAGAAGUACACAAUGUCAGGGAAUACAAUAUUUAUGUCAAUGGUGCGGUAAAGAUAGUUCAAGGAUUGCAUUGCCCAGCAUAUCAGAUGAUGUAGAUAGGUUUUGGUGUUGACUUUAAUAAAAUUGUUAAAUUUGUA